AAUUUCAAAGUCAAGUCAAUUCAAGGCAGCGGUUUUGAUCUCAGCACUGCGAUGCACGGCUGGCGAGGUUGCAGAGCCCAUCCCCGCUAUCAAGACCCAACGGGGUUGUGCCUCUGAGACAAGCAAACGAGCAGCAGCAUUAGCCCGCCGCCGACAUGUCGGACCCAGACCUCUUGCAUGAGAUAAUCGGCCUCGCGUCGGCGGGUCUAGUGUCGCUGUUGACGGUCCCUGCACUGAGUGACGCCUGGCGGACACGCGCUCGUUUCGGUCUCGGACGCGGAGGUUACGUGCAAGUGGGUGGUGGAGAGACGGACCAAGACGGCUACGGAGACCUGGACGGCAUCGCCACCGAGGACUCGAUCCGGGCCUUCACAGAUACACGGCCCAGAAUUGCCGUCUGGCUCGGCAGUGCUGUCGGUCUGGGUGCAUCCAUUGCCGGAAGAGUGGUCGCGCUAAAUGGCCGGGGACGCAACCAUGUCCUCCUCUCCGAGGUGUCUUCCUGGGCUGAGCUGCUGUGCUGGGCGUUGCUCUGCUUGCAAUGUUCUUGCCUCCCUGUGAAGCACCGGUACCGAGCGAGGUUUCGGCUGACCGUCUUUGGCCUGCUGUCGUCGACGUUGAUAGCAACAUCGGUGGCUGUUCGCCAUGGCUACGAAGCACUUGCGUCGCUCUUCAGCCGGCAGGAGGAUACCGUGGCGUUGGUCUUGGGACUGCUCGACCUGCUCCAGCUCGUCUCCGCUGUAGCUACGGCAUUGGCCUUUGCAGCCUUCUCUCGCCGUCCGGAUGUCUACGACAAAAACGGCCUUGUGGACCAGCAGCACACGGUAUCCCUCCUAUCGCGCUUCUCAUUCACGUGGAACCGGUCCAUCUUUGAUGUCGCUAAAGAGCGGCAGAUGGAGGUGCAAGACAUUCCCAGCCUCGACUACGCCACACGAUCCAAAACCCUCGAGUCCAAAUUCCUCAGCAAGUCCCUCAAGGGACCCUUCUGGAAGCAGCUUAUCCAAGCAUACGCUGCUGAGCUCGCUCUGCAGUGGACCUUGACCCUGGUCAUUGCCUUUCUGUCUCUCUUUCCGCAGGUUGUUCUGUACAGUUUCUUGUCCAGGAUUGAGCGCAGCCAGGGGCACGCAUCGACGGACCCUGCCGUAUUCGUCUGGGUGCUUGGUUUGCUGCUGAGCCAGGUCCUCCAAGUUGGGGUCAAUAACUGGCUCAAGUGGAUCACCACCAGCCGGCUUGAGAUUCCCGUGGGCUCCCUGCUGCAGUCCCUGGUCUUUUCGAAGGCUCUCAAACAGUACGAGACGGCACCCCCUGGCCAGAACGUGGAUAAGAUCAGCAAAUGGAGCAGCCAGGGCGAUUCCAAGGAUGCCAGUGCUAAGACCGGGAAACAGGCUGCCAAAAAGGGGGAGGGUAAGGAAUCCGAAACCCGGCAGUCAGUGAUCAACCACAUGAAGCUUGACAGUACCCGCGUGACAAUCUUUUGCACGUACAACAACAACUUUCCGAUGGCCAUUUUCAAGCUCAUACUCGCGGGUGGCUUUGCCGUCAGCUUGAUGGGCUGGCUGCCGGUACUGUGCGGCCUGGGUGCUGGGUCUCUCAUGGCUCCUAUCAGCUCGCUUCUAUCACGAAGGUACACCCGGCUGCACUUCGGCCUCAUGAAAUACCGGGAUGGAAAAGCCCAUCUCUUGACCGAGGCUCUGCAGGGUAUACGCCAGAUCAGAUACUCGGCUCUUGAGCAGCAUUGGGAGAGCAAGAUCCUGGCCUCCCGCAAUGAGGAGCUCAGACAGUAUUGGAAAGUAGGGCUAUGGCAAUGUCUCGUGGUGUUCAUCGUCAAUCUCGGCCCGCUGCUGCUUGCAAGCGUUACCUUCUUCAUCUACGUCUGGCAGAAUGGAUCGCACAUCCGAGCUUCCAUCAUUUUCACGGCGCUUGGUCUAUUUGAUCAGCUCGACGAAGCGGUGGCCCUCCUACCCCUUCUGCAAAUGUACCUGCUUGAGGCAUGGACCAGCGCCGUGAGACUGGAGAAAUACUUCAACCAGGCAGACAAGGAGCCCGUGUCGGAACCGGGAGAUUGCAUCGCCUUUGACAACGCCACGGUGGCUUGGCCUAAGAUUGAGGACACCGAGACCCGAGAGCAAGGACAGGAGGAGCAGCGGGAAGCGCGUUCGAUGCUCAGAGACGCAACUCUCGUUUUCCCCACCGCCAAGCUCAGUGUUAUCACGGGGAAGACAGGGUCAGGCAAGAGUCUCCUGCUCGCAGCCCUCUUGGGCGAGGUCAAGCUGUUGUCGGGCGCCAUCCGCAUGCCACCUGUGCCCCAGUUCAACGAGGGCGCCGAGUAUAUUCCAGAGUCGGAGUGGAUCAUCCCGCAGCUGACCUCCUUUGUCUCGCAAACGCCCUGGAUCGAGUCCGGAACUGUCAAGGAAAACAUCCUGUUCGGGCUUCCCUUCGUCCGGGACCGCUAUCGCGAUGUGCUUGCAGCCUGUUCGCUGGAAAAAGACAUCGAGCUGCUGGUCGACGGCGACGAGACCGAAGUCGGGCCGAAGGGCGUCACUCUGUCCGGCGGGCAACGAUGGCGCGUCGCACUCGCGCGGGCUCUCUACUCCCGUGCCGGCAUUCUCGUUCUGGAUGACGUUCUCAGCGCGGUGGACGCCCAUGUUGGGAGGCUGAUUGUCGACAGAGCGCUCACCGGAGAGCUUGCUCGAGGCAGGACCCGCAUUCUGGCAACACACCAUGCCGAGCUCGUUCUGCCGCACGCGAGCUAUCUGGUCCGCCUCUGCAACGGGCAGGUUGAGUCAGCCGAGCUCCUUUCUCCACAGGAUGCGGCCGCUGCAGCCGGGGCGGGAUCGGAGCAAGGGGCAGCAGUGCCCGUGCUGCCCGCGGAAGGGACGUCAACGGAUCCCCAGAACGGUCAUUCGACUCCAGCCGCGCAGAAGAGGGCCAAGAAAGAGGAAGAGCAGAGGGAGACCGGUCGAGUCAAGUGGUCGGUUUACAAAGCUUAUUACAAGGCGAGCGGCGGGGCGAUCCCAUGGCUAAUCGGGGUGUGCAUCCUGCUCCUCGGACACUCGUUGGUAGUUGCUCGGACAUGGAGCUUGAAGGAACUCUCACAACAAGCGGCUUCCGAGGCUAUGCAUCUUACAUCCAAGGCAGCGGACAUGGUCACUGCUCUGGUGUAUACUGACGAAUUCGUCUCCCAGCGGGUUCUUGGCACCCAGCGCAGCAUCUUCUUCUGGCUGGCCGCCUUCAUCGUCAUCGAAUUCCUCGUCCUCCUCGUCCAGGUGGUUAGGGUGAUAACCUUUUUCUUCGUCGGUUUGACGGCUUCGAGAGUGUUGUUCCAGCGCAUGACGCAUGCCAUCCUCAGAGCUCCCUUGCGCUGGAUAGAUACCGUGCCGGCCGGUCAGAUUCUUAACCGCUUCACAUCCGACACCUUCGCCGUCGAUAGGCGCCUGUCGAACCAGAUCUUCACGCUUCUCCGCACCAUCUUGUUCCUGGCCGUCAUCAUUGCCACCAGCUUGUCCGUCUCGGUCUAUGUCAUCUUCUUUGGCGUAUUCCUCUUCCUGCUCUACGUGAGGGUUGCGCGCGAGUACAUCACCGCUGCCCGCGAGGUCAAGAGGAUCAAUUCUGUGUCGCACAGUCCAAUCUAUGACUCCUUCAGCUCCGUCCUGUCCGGCCUCUCCACCAUCCGCGCGUUCGGCCGCACGCAGUCCUACAUGGAUCGCAUGUACGGUCUGAUCGACAACAGCUCCAAAGCGUCUUGGAUGUUGCAGCUGUCCAGCCGCUGGAUGGCCUUCCGCAUGGGCUUGCUCGGCGCCUUGUUUGUCAGCGUUGUGGCCUGCGCAGUCGCGCUCAGCCGUGUCGACGCGGCGCUGGCAGGAUUCAGCCUGGCCUUUGCGCUGCGGUACACCAACGCCCUGACGUCUCUUCUCCAGGCCGUGACUUCGGUGGAGCUGGGGUUCAAUGCUUGCGAGAGGGUCCUGGAAUAUACUGAACUCGAAACAGAGCCCGAGGACGGAAAGGAUCCCCCGGCUGCUUGGCCGACGGAAGGCAAGAUCGAAGUCGAAAACCUGACGGUCAGCUACGCCAAAGACCUGCCGCCGGUCUUGAAGAAUCUCAACUUCGCGGUUGGUGCUGGUGAGCGCAUCGGCAUCGUGGGCCGGACAGGCGCCGGGAAGUCGACGCUGGCUGCUGUAUUCUUCCGACUACUCGACCCUCUCGAGGGCUCCGUCCGCGUGGACGGUGUGGACAUCUCGACGCUGAAGUUAGCUCAGUUGCGGAGCCGUCUUGCUAUUAUUCCACAAGACCCCUUCCUCUUCUCGGGCACACUGCGUUCGAAUCUCGAUAUGGAGGGCGUGCUAGAGGAUCAUGAACUCCUUCAAUCGCUGAAGCGGGUUCAGUUAAUUGAAACAGUCGAGGAUAGCGAACUGGCGGCUGGAUACCCGGCCGCAGACGUUACUGUUGUCACAACGGCCUCCUCGUCGGCGGUCCUGCCCUCGCCAGGUUCGGAGACGGCCACGGAAGCGACGGUGGCCGUAGAACCCGAACCUACCAUCAUCGAACCCCGGCCCGAGCCUGAACCACAGCGCUCGCAAGAGAAUUCCAGCAACAUCUUUGCCAACCUUUCCAUGCCCAUCAGCACAGGUGGUGCCAACCUUUCGCAGGGCCAGCGCCAGCUCGUCUGCCUUGCCAGGGCCCUGCUGAAGCGGCCCAAAAUUGUGGUGCUCGACGAGGCGACCAGCGCUGUCGACCGCGGCACCGACAGCAACAUCCAGGAGUCGCUUCGUAAGGAAUUUGCGGCCGCCGGGUGUACCGUGCUGGUUAUUGCACAUCGGCUGUCUACUGUCGCUGACUUCGACCGGCUGUUGGUGCUCGAGAAGGGGCGCGUGGCUGAGAUGGGCAGCCCGCGGGAGUUGCUGUUGGCGGGGAUAAGGAAUGCCGCCAACCAUGAGGCACAGGGCGCAGUCAAUGACGGCGCUGGUGAUGUGGAGCGCGAAGAGGGCGAGGAAAGUACCCUGCGAAGUGCGGAAGGCGACGAGCCGGACGGGACCGGGGCUUUCUGGGAGCUGGUGCAGAAGAGUGCUGAGAAGGACAAGCUCAUUGAGAUGAUCUUGGGCGAUGAAAAGGAUCAGUUGGUGGCUGGGACUGUUCCCAGCGGAGAUCAGUCAUAACGUUACCUGACGCAGGAUGCGGCUUGAGGGGUUAGCGCUAGCCCUGCUUGGUUGGCAUUCGGUAUAGACACUGCAGUGAUCAGAGUAUUGUGUUCUUGUUAACAGUUUGAGGUGUAGGAAUAGCACCGUCUCGGCGCCUGGCGGCUGAGAAGAAGGUUGCAGUAGCUGUGAAUCAAU
Thermothielavioides terrestris NRRL 8126 is the source of this 5327-nucleotide messenger RNA. RefSeq lists its product as uncharacterized. Gene Ontology annotation, biological process: transmembrane transport. The coding region runs from base 156 to 5150 and encodes 1664 amino acids. The transcript is spliced from 6 exons. Gene Ontology annotation, molecular function: ATP binding; ATP hydrolysis activity; ABC-type transporter activity. The record is from RefSeq and is a predicted model, not a curated record. NCBI's taxonomy places the organism in Eukaryota, Fungi, Ascomycota, Sordariomycetes, Sordariales, Chaetomiaceae. Gene Ontology annotation, cellular component: membrane.